This is a messenger RNA of Verticillium nonalfalfae, 774 nucleotides long. It is a transcript of the gene YRB1, whose product is annotated as Ran GTPase-binding protein yrb1. Bases 1 to 774 code for a protein of 257 amino acids. Gene Ontology annotation, biological process: nucleocytoplasmic transport. The record is from RefSeq and is a predicted model, not a curated record. Gene Ontology annotation, molecular function: GTPase activator activity. NCBI's taxonomy places the organism in Eukaryota, Fungi, Ascomycota, Sordariomycetes, Glomerellales, Plectosphaerellaceae. The transcript is spliced from 3 exons. Gene Ontology annotation, cellular component: nuclear pore; cytoplasm.
AUGUCUGCGCCCGAAGCAACCGAGCCCAAGGUCGAGGAGCCUAAGAUCGAGGCGCCCAAGGCCGAGGAGACCCCCGCCACUGGCACCGCCGAUGCGCCCGCCACCGAGUCCACCGGCGAGGCCGACAAGCCCGUGACGGCCCAGUCUUCCGUCUUCAGCAUGUUUGGAGGAGGCGCUAAGAAGGAGAAGAAACCCGAGGACGAGGACCGCGGCGACAACUCUGGCAGCAACAAGGCUCAGCGCGAGGCCGCUGCCGCCGCCGCUGAUGACGAACAGGCCCCCGAGUCGGAGGAUGUCCACUUUGAGCCCGUCCACAAGCUGACGGAGAAGGUCGAGACGGCCACCAACGAGGAGUCUGAGCAACAGCUCUUCAAGAUGCGCGCCAAGCUGUUCAAGUUCAUCAAGGAGUCCAGCGAGUGGAAGGAGCGCGGCACUGGCGACGUCCGUCUGCUGAAGCACAAGGAGAAUGGCAAGACCCGUCUCGUCAUGCGCCGCGACAAGACCCUCAAGGUCUGCGCCAACCACUACAUCGUCCCCGAGAUGAAGCUCUCCCCCAACGUCGGCUCUGACCGCAGCUGGGUCUGGAACGCUGCCGCCGAUGUCAGCGAGGGCGAGCCCGAGGCCGCUACUCUUGCCAUCCGCUUUGCCAACUCCGAGAACGCCAACCUCUUCAAGGACGCCUUCCUCCAGGCGCAGAAGGACAACGAGGCGCUCUUCAAGAAGGCCGAGGAUGGCGAGGCCUCCACCGAGACCCCCGCCGCAGAACAGUCGUAA